GAUUUGCUUCCUUGUUUAAAACACACUGACCUGGUGUGAUUCAGACGAAGGCUGCACAAAAGUACCCGACCUGUGUAAGAUGAGUUCUGUUAUCUGUCUGUUGGUGAUCAUCCAGGCCGUGUCGGUUACAGCUGCACAAGGACCAGGAUCAAGUUGUCACUACAAGAAUGGAUGCAGUCCUCCCCCGACGUGUGUUCAGUGCCUCCUCCAGCUUGUCAGACAGACUGGUCUGGAACGUACUGUCAGAUGCAUAACAUCGCACAUGGUAAACCUGCCAGUCAGAGCAGCACAUGGACAGACAAUACCGGUGGACAGACAUAUGAUGCCGGUAAAGCUGUUGACGGGGAUUUCAGCACAGACUGGAACAGUGGUAGUUGUUCACAUACAGACGAACAUGGUGGUGGGAAUGCCAGCUGGCAUGUUUUUCUUGGUGGAACGUUCCUAAUCAGCCGGAUGACAAUCUACCUCCUUA
Molecule: messenger RNA, 472 nt
Organism: Haliotis rubra (blacklip abalone)
Lineage: Eukaryota; Metazoa; Mollusca; Gastropoda; Lepetellida; Haliotidae
Exons: 4
Coding region: 80-445 (121 amino acids)
Source: RefSeq, a predicted model, not a curated record